AUGCAAAUAUGCAAGAUAUCACAUAAGAUCUGGGAAGUCAUCGAAUCAGAGACGACGGAAGGCGAGAAAAACGACAUGGCCACGGCCUUGUUGUUUCAGUCCAUCCCGGAGGCACUGAUUCUGCAGGUUGGCGAUCUUAACACCGCUAAGAAGGUAUGGGAUGCCAUUAAAGCACGGCAUAUGGGAGCUGAACGAGUAAGAGAAGCGAGACUUCAGACACUGGCCGAAUUCGAUCGACUAAAGAUGAAGAAUUCCGAAACCAUUGAUGAUUUUGCAGGGAAACUUUCAGAAAUCUCGUCAAAGUCGGCGGCCUUAGGUGUUGAAAUUGAAGAACCAAAGCUGGUCCGAAAAUUUCUUAAAAGUUUGCCUCGCAAGAAAUAUAUUCAGAUUGUUGCUGCUCUAGAACAGCUUCUGGAUCUCAACAAAACAAACUUUGAAGAUAUAAUCGGACACUUGAAAGCAUACGAAGAGCGUGUUGCUGAAGAAGAAGAAACAGAGGACGAUCACGGAAAGUUAAUGUAUGCAAACUCUGAAGCACAAAACGGUCAAUCAAAUCACAGUCCUUACAAUGGAGAUAACUACAGAGGCAGAGGUCGUGGAGGACGCUUCUAUAGGGAAGAGGACGAGGAAGAUACGGUGGAGAGAGAUACAAUACCGAAACAGAUGCAUUGUCCCGAGCUUAAGCUAAAGCUACAAGAAGCUCAUGAAACUGAUAACACCGAGACGCAAACUGCCGAGGAGCUCAUGAUGCAUGAAGUUGUGUUUUUAAAUGAGAAGAAUGUAUUACCGGAGAAGUAUGAAACAAACACUGGAGAAGGUAACAUAUGGUAUCUCGAUAACGGCGCGAACAACCAUAUGACAGGAGAUAGAAGAUACUUCUCAUGGAUCGACGAUACUAUCACUGGAAAAGUGAGAUUUGGCGAUGAUUCAAGGAUUGAUAUCAAGGGAAAAGGGAAUAUAUCCUUUACUGAUAUGCAUGGAGAGUCGAGAGAGAUGACAGACAUCUACUGUACUCCAGACUUAAAGAGCAACAUCAUUAGUCUUGGGCAAGCAACGGAAGCGGGAUGCGACAUACGGUUGAGAGGAGAACAGCUCACCAUGCAUGAUCAGAAAGGAAAACUGCUUGUUACUGCUAGUAGAUCAAAGAAUCGGUUAUAUAAAGUACAUAUGGGGAUCAAGAGUCAGUCAUAG
Brassica rapa (field mustard) is the source of this 1191-nucleotide messenger RNA. RefSeq lists its product as uncharacterized. NCBI's taxonomy places the organism in Eukaryota, Viridiplantae, Streptophyta, Magnoliopsida, Brassicales, Brassicaceae. The record is from RefSeq and is a predicted model, not a curated record.